GUCCUAGUUUCUGUAAUAUGCUGAGGUCUAAAACUGGUUCACGAGAGGCUGGCAAAGGCUACAUCCCACAGUGUGAAGGGGACAACGGGACUUUCUCACCCAUGCAGUGCAGCCAGGAUCAAGAGAGCUGCUGGUGUGUCUUUGACAGUGGAGAAGAAGCUCCAGGGACACGAGUAAGCGGAGGAAGACCUGCGUGUGCAAAGCUCCAAUUAUUUCAGACAGUCCAAGCUCAAGCACACUUUCAACUACUGCUGCCUCCUGAGAAGACCUGUAGUUCUGACUACUCUGGAUUGCUCCAGGCAUUCCAGAUAUUCAUUUUAGAUGAGUUGAAGGCUCGUGGUUUAUGUCACCUCCAGGUAAAUGCGUUUGGAAACACUGGCUCCGUUUCUGUCUGUGAUGAUUCCACUGUCUAUGUUGAAUGCCUGGGCAUGGACCGCCUGGGGGUGAAUGUCACAUGGAGGACUCAACUGGAAAACAUCCCAGCAGCUUCUCUCCCUGAUUUACAUGAUAUUGAAAAUGCAAUUUCUGGAGAAAAUCUCAUUGGAGCAUUUAUAAAAGAGAUUAAGGACGGUGAUUUUCUGCUGUAUUUGGACUCCAAGCAGUUCCUAGCAGAUUCUGUAGUUGAUUUUCCACGGGAUGAAGAGUUUGAUUUGUCACCGAGUGUGCAGCUAGGAUGUCGAAACGGGUUCCGAAGAAUAUCAUCUCCUGGGCAAGCAGCCCCGAAUUCACAAGGAUGUGGCAGUCAUUUCCAGAACGAUGAAUGCAUUCCCUGCCCUCUUGGCUACUAUCAGUAUCAGACAGGACGUUCCUCCUGUGUCAAGUGUCCUGUGGGCAAAACUACCAUCUCCUAUGGGGCAACCAGUGCUGAUCACUGUAUCAUGUACUGUCAAAGCAAUGAGCAGGGUCUGCAGUGUGAUGAAGAUGGCCAGUAUAGACCUUCCCAGCAAGACCCUGACACUAAGAAAUCCUUCUGUGUCGACAGCUUUGGAGCAGCACUGGGCUGGACAGAAACAGAUGAUCUCCUUACAGACUACCAGUGCCUAG
Messenger RNA from Nestor notabilis (Kea), 1044 nucleotides. RefSeq names its product thyroglobulin-like. The record is from RefSeq and is a predicted model, not a curated record. The annotation marks the transcript as partial. Lineage: Eukaryota; Metazoa; Chordata; Aves; Psittaciformes; Psittacidae. The transcript is spliced from 6 exons.